UUUAUUGGAGUAAGCACUAACAAUGUGAUUUGGUUCACGUGAAAAAACCAAGGCCCCCAAUAUAUGUGUGUUACUAUAUAUAUUAAUUAGUUUGAGCUUCAGUGAAACUACUUGCACAUCUCCAGAAACAUUAAACAUUAUACUUCUCUUUUUGUGUUGUUAGACAUAAUGAAAACAGCAAGUGUUCUUUCCAGUGGUACCAACUACUCAACCAUCCCUGAAAUUUACGUUCAACCUGAAUUCAAAAGACCCCGCAUGUCUGAAGUUGUUGAUUGCGAAGAUCUUGUUCCAGUUAUCGAUAUGUCUUGCACUAACAGGAACAUUAUCGUUCAUCAAAUUGGCGAAGCUUGUCGUCUUUAUGGGUUUUUCCAGGUAAUAAAUCACGGUGUAACAAAGAAGGUAAUGGAUGAAAUGCUAGGGGUAUCUCAUGAAUUUUUCAAGCUUCCAGUGGAGGAGAAGAUGAAAUUGUACUCAGAUGAUCCAUCAAAGACUAUGAGGUUAUCAACUAGUUUUAAUGUGAACACUGAAACUGUUCAUAAUUGGAGAGAUUAUCUUAGGCUGCACUGUUAUCCUUUGGACAAAUAUGCCCCUGAAUGGCCUUCUAAUCCUCCUUCUUUCAGGGAAAUAGUGAGCAAAUAUUGCAUGGAAGUUCGACAAGUUGGAUAUAGAUUGGAAGAAGCAAUAUCAGAGAGCCUAGGCCUUGAGAAAGAUUGUAUUAAAAAUGUAUUGGGUGAACAAGGUCAACAUACGGCUAUCAAUUUUUACCCUCAGUGUCCACAACCUGAACUAACUUAUGGGCUACCAGCCCAUACAGAUCCAAAUGCAAUUACAAUUCUUCUUCAAGAUUUGCAAGUGGCUGGUCUCCAAGUUCUCAAGGAUGGAAAAUGGUUAGCCAUUAAACCUCAGCCUAAUGCCUUAGUCAUCAAUCUUGGUGAUCAAUUGGAGGUACUGAGUAAUGGAAAGUACAAAAGUGUAUGGCAUAGAGCUAUUGUAAAUUCAGAGCAAGCAAGGAUGUCUGUGGCUUCUUUCCUCUGUCCCUCUAAUACUUCCAUAAUCAGUGCUCCAAAAGCCUUAACUGAAGAUGGAUCUUCUGCCAUUUAUCGGGAUUUCACUUAUACUGAAUAUUACAACAAAUUCUGGAGCAGGAAUUUAGACCAGGAACAUCAUUUAGAACUUUUCAAGAAAGCUGGAACCUAGUACUAUGAGUUCAACUACUUUUGUAUCGACCUAAGUGUGAUUGUCACACAGUUACCGUUCCAUCAGGUCAUCUAAUAAAUGUGUUAGGAUAUUAUACAACGACAGUAUAAGUUAUUUUUAUAGCUGCCCUUAUGUGUGAUUUUGUAACGCAACUACUGAUCAAUCGAGCGGGCAAUCUAAUAAAUGUGUUAGCAGAUUUAUACAAUAA
Messenger RNA from Solanum dulcamara, 1405 nucleotides. RefSeq names its product protein DOWNY MILDEW RESISTANCE 6-like. NCBI's taxonomy places the organism in Eukaryota, Viridiplantae, Streptophyta, Magnoliopsida, Solanales, Solanaceae. The coding region runs from base 169 to 1197 and encodes 342 amino acids. The transcript has 4 exons. The record is from RefSeq and is a predicted model, not a curated record.